Messenger RNA from Betta splendens (Siamese fighting fish), 1638 nucleotides. RefSeq lists its product as uncharacterized. NCBI's taxonomy places the organism in Eukaryota, Metazoa, Chordata, Actinopteri, Anabantiformes, Osphronemidae. The transcript has 6 exons. Bases 1 to 1638 code for a protein of 545 amino acids. The record is from RefSeq and is a predicted model, not a curated record.
AUGUCCUCACCACCGACCCUUCGCCUCUGGUGGUACCCUCCCGGAGCCCGGCCGCUCUACACCCAGCCCCCUGAAUCGUCCCACGGCUUCUUCCAGAGGCCGUUCUUCCUGUGGAUGCCCUACAAGAUGUGGGCGUGCAGGCUUGUGUGCCCCAGCUGUGACACGAAGCUGACCGGCGCAGGACUCUACAAGACGGUGCGCAGGGUACUGGACAGGGACGGCUGGUACUUUAUGGGCACAGAGUACCUGGAAUGUCGUUCCUGUGGGAAGAAGAUCGCCACCUGGGCCCAAGACAUCAUCAAUCAGUUGGACCUGAGUCACCAGGAUCAAUUCCCAGCUGUACUCACCUACAAGCUGUCCUGCCACAAGUCUGUGAUCUUGCAGAUGAGACAGCAGACUUUGGGCAACAGUGCGACCUGCCUCCGCAAACAGCUGGUGGAGGACCACACAGAGACCUGGAUGUCCUGCACUGCAACGUACCUCGGGGUGCUGGAGAAGCUGGGCGUAGCGGGUGCAGCAGUCCAGCCGGUGACUGUCCCACCCCUGCACCCGGUGCCCACCGUGGGCUGGCUCCUCUCUGUCUUUGUCAGGGACGCCCUGUCUAGGCUGGAGGCAACCAAGGCCAGGGUCACGUCUAUCUUCGGCAAAAUCCUGAAGAUGGAAUCUACCAAGAAGAUGACCUCCAAGCUGGCUGGCAAAGCUGCGGGCACUGCAGCGUGGGUGACAAACGUGGGCAACGAGUACGGACAGGUGCUCAUGUCCGUCCUCACGGCUGCCAAAGGGGAUGGGCUUUUGCCCUUGGCCGCAGGGCUGAUGCGGCGGUACCGAGAAGCCCAGGUGGCCCCUCCAGCGGUGCUGUACGUGGACCGUGACUGCUGCUCCCUCGCUGGCCGGAAGCACGCGGCGGCCAUGUUCUCCGAGUGGGACCGGCUGGUGGUGAGGCUGGACGUGUGGCACCUUAUGCAACGCUUUGCCAGAGGUGUCACCACUGAGAGCCACCAGCUGUACCCUCAGUUCAUGGCGCGGCUGUCCUACGCCAUCUACCUGUGGGACCAGGACGACCUGGCUCUGCUGGAGAAGGCCAAGCGCGCAGAGGAGGGCAGAGAUUCCUACAUCCAUCUCUCUGCCAAGGAGCUGGUGCGUCACUGCCGCCGCUACACGCGCGGCGCGGCAGAGACGGAGAGGCUGAUCCAGGAGCUCCUGGAUCAGUUCUGGGACCUGCAAAACAAUCUGGGCGUCGUCCUCAUCCACCGAUCCUCCGGGAGUGGCGCUCUACAGGGGGAGCUGACCAAGGGAGGGAUCCGGCUCCCCGUCUACCGCUGCGCCCGAGGAUCCACUUCACUGGAGUUCUUCCACCUUCACCUGAACGGCUUCAUACCUGGCACGUCAGCCAGUGCCCUGCACUUUCAGGUGUACUUGCUGGAGGGCCUGGUACGAUGGAAUGAAGACCGCGGCAGAGCUUCAGUGGAAGGAGUCCAGAGGCUGGUCCCGCGCAGCUACGAUGCCCGGCGGCAGAAUUACCUCAAUCGGCUGACCCAGAAGUACAUGGGUAAUUUAUUCUUUUGCAUUUACAUGAUGCACUUGGCCCAGAUGGACGUAGCGGGUACCAACACGUCACCGCUCUGGCCCACGCCCUAG